AGCGAAACGAGGAUUCCCAAGCCUCCGAAACCACCGGAGAAGCCGCUGAUGCCAUAUAUGCGUUAUAGUCGCAAGGUUCACCAUUUUGAAUUGUUGAGCAAUUUUUUAAAGGUAUGGGAGAGGGUUAAAAAUGAAAAUCCUCAACUAAAACUAUGGGAAGUUGGUCGCAUCAUUGGCCAAAUGUGGCGAGAGCUGCCCGAUGAGGAGAAGAAUGCUUAUAUUGAGGAAUAUGAAGCUGAAAAGCUACCGUAUUCAGAAGCUAUGCGGCAGUACCACAGUUCUCCCGCCUACCAAGCAUGGAUAGUCGCCAAGGAGAGAGAUCCCGACGAACAGUUCACCGUGAAACAUGUAGCUGCCGCCCGCUUCCAACGGAAUCACCGCCUUAUGCAGGAAAUAUUAAGCGAUGCUAAGUUACCGGACCCAGGCCAGCUCAUAACGAAGACCCGUCUGUAUACCCUCCGAAUGCAAGUGAAGCAACUAAAGAACCAUAAGAAAAAUCUGUGCAGUGAGAUAGAAAACUGUGAGCUACGACACCAAGCGAAAAUGCGUCGUAUUGCCGACGAGUCAGCAGCUUUCUAUGCUGACUAUCGUAAGCUCGUUGCUGCCAAGCCUCGCAUCACGGAGGCGCAAUUUUCUGAAAUGAUUAUUAAAGCUAAACAUGACAUGGUUCGAGAAGAGGAAGAGAAACGCGAACUUCAGUUACUUGAGGCUGAGAAUCGCCGCCGAAGGCAGCAGCAACGUCAGCAGCGGGAAGCUGAACUUGCGGACGCAGAACGACGCCGUCAGAUGCAACAUCAAGCCCAACAACAAGCGCAGCAACAAGCCAGUCAACAACCUCUGCCAGCACCAUCACCGCAUCUGCAACAGCAACCGAAUCCACUAAAACAAGGCGACUUUUCCAAAAAGGCACAGGAAGCCGCAUCACCCGCAUUAGCCGACCCAAAUGAUAGUGUAUGUUUUUCCAAACUUAUUUUCGUCGUUGUUUAA
Dibothriocephalus latus is the source of this 987-nucleotide messenger RNA. The record is from the annotation of a GenBank genome assembly. NCBI's taxonomy places the organism in Eukaryota, Metazoa, Platyhelminthes, Cestoda, Diphyllobothriidea, Diphyllobothriidae.